AUGUGGGUGUUAAUAAUUUUCAUUUUAAUCAUGUUCAUAUUAAAGGAAGCCGUCCAAAAACCAGCAUAUUUUCCACCAGGACCACCAGUAUUACCGGUCAUAGGCAAUCUAUUAAGCGUGUGGAUGAAUUUAAAAAGGUACAAAUAUCAUCAUUGCGUUUGGAAAAAUUGGUCCAAGAAAUAUGGAAAAAUACUUGGCUUACGAUUAGGCGUAGUUAAUGUUGUUGUGGUGUUUGGGAAGAAAUAUAUUAAGGAAGUGUUGUCUAGAGAUGUGUUUGAUGGAAGACCGGAUGGAUUUUUUUACACCAUAAGAUCGUUUGGAAAGAAACUGGGUAUUGUUUUUUCCGACGGUGCUACGUGGGCAAAAACAAGGCGUGCUGUGCUGAAGCAUCUAAAGAAUUUCGGCUACAGCUCACGAGCUAUGGAAGCCAAUAUAAGCGAAGAAGCUAAAGCAAUCGUGGAGCUUCGAAAAAUAGAUGCCGGAAUACCGAUUGUCGUAAAUCAUAUACUUGAUGUGGCCAUCGUCAAUAUUUUGUGGAAAUUAGUCGCUGGGAAAAGAUACGAUUUGAACGAUGGCCGAUUGACACUAUUGUGUGAUUUAAUAACGAAAUCAUUCCAAGUUGUGGACAUGAGUGGUGGAAUAUUAACCUUUAUGCCAUAUCUGAGACAUUUAUUUCCAAAAAUAAUUGGAUAUACAGACUUAAAAGCCGUAAAUGAUGAUGUAUAUAAGUUUAUAAAGGAAACCAUACACGAGCAUCGUACAUCGCUUGACGUCAACAAACCAAGAGAUCUAAUCGACUCUUUUCUCAUUGAUAUUAUGGAACAAAAGGACGAAUGUUUCACAGAUGAAGAGCUGCAAGUUAUCUGUCGCGAUUUGUUGGAGGCUGGAGUAGAAACAGUUAAUAACACGGCAGUGUUUAUGCUACUUCAUAUAGUUUUAAAUAAAGAUAUACAGACACAGUUGCAGGCAGAGAUCGAUUCGGAAAUCGAGAAUCGACCUCCAACACUUAAGGAUAGGUCCAGGAUGAUAUACACGGAAGCAGUAAUACUGGAAACCUUGAGAAUAUCGAGUGUAGCAGCGGUUGGUAUACCUCAUAUGGCAAGAGAGGAUGCGCGACUUGGUGAUUAUAUUAUACGAAAGGGUACAUUUUUGCUACUGGCUAUCCAUGAUCUUCACAACGGGGAUCAAUGGAAGAACCCUGAUGUAUUCAAACCGGAACGAUUCAUAACAGCAGAAGGAAAUUUGAUUCAAAGUGACUUAUUAAUGCCGUUUGGUGCCGGUAAAAGGCGCUGUAUUGGCGAGGGACUGGCUCGUGCUGAACUAUUUUUGUUCCUUACUCAUAUUUUGCAAAGGUUCAACCUUAAAAUACCUAAUGGAGAUCCCAUACCAUCCACUGAACCGAUAGAUGGCGUUACACUGUCGGCAAAAGAAUUCAGAGUCAUUUUUGAAUUAAGGCGAAAUAAAUAA
Messenger RNA from Pieris macdunnoughi, 1467 nucleotides. NCBI's taxonomy places the organism in Eukaryota, Metazoa, Arthropoda, Insecta, Lepidoptera, Pieridae. The record is from the annotation of a GenBank genome assembly.